This is a messenger RNA of Dinoponera quadriceps, 1317 nucleotides long. Its product is annotated as odorant receptor 4-like. Gene Ontology annotation, cellular component: plasma membrane. The record is from RefSeq and is a predicted model, not a curated record. Bases 46 to 1317 code for a protein of 423 amino acids. Gene Ontology annotation, biological process: detection of chemical stimulus involved in sensory perception of smell; sensory perception of smell. NCBI's taxonomy places the organism in Eukaryota, Metazoa, Arthropoda, Insecta, Hymenoptera, Formicidae. The transcript is spliced from 6 exons. Gene Ontology annotation, molecular function: odorant binding; olfactory receptor activity.
AGGGAUGGCUGCAACGUCAGCGCAUGUCCGGCAACCUUGUAAUCAAUGCCACGUCUCCGCGUCGUGCAGUCUUCAGCGGAACCUCUCAUCGCGAACAUGGAGAUCUCACCCGAUGGACAAGCGAUAUCAUUGAACGCGAGUUACCAGCGAGAUGUACGGUACAUCUUUACACCCAGCAACUGGAUUCUCGGUUCAAUAGGCAUCUGGCCGGUCGCGUUCCGUGGCAUUGGGCAACAUAUUUCCAAACUCACUGUACUCAUUUGCAAUUUUGUAUUAAGCUUCGCGAUACUGCCCUGCGCCCUGCAUAUCAUUUACGACCAGAAGGACCUCAACAUAAGGCUCAAGCUCUCCGGACUCUUGGGCUUCUGCAGCACCGCUAUGAUGAAGUUCUUCGUUCUCGUGAUACGUCGUCCAAAGAUACGAGAGUGUAUCGAACAUAUAAAAGACGAUUGGUGGCAGGUGAAGUUCAAGCCCGAGCGCGAACUGAUGUUGAAGUACGCCAGCGCCGGUCGCAAACUUUCCAUAAUCAGCGCAUCUUCCAUGUACACCGCCGGCUUCAUUUAUCACUUGGUCCUGCCGUUUUGCACCGUGCACAAAAUCGCCAACCAAACGAUCAGACCUCUGGUGUAUCCCACUUACAGCCAGUUUAUUCAGACCCAGGUGAGUCCGCUCUACGAAAUUGUGUAUCUGGCUCACUGCAUGUGCGGAUACACCAUGUACACGAUCACAGCCGGUUCGUGCGGCCUGGCGGCGAUAUUCGCCGCUCAUGCCUGUGGUCAGAUCGGCGUGAUCGCGUCUAAACUGGAGGAUCUUCCGCACGGCAAAAAUUACGGGCAAAUAACGGACGUUAAUAAAAGAAUUGCAGCCAUCGUGAAGAGUCACGUUCGUGUAUUGAGAUUCGCAGCUCUUGUGGAUGAAAUCUUACAAGAAGUAUGUUUAUUGGAAUUUAUCAGUUCUGUAUUUACAAUGUGCUUGCCCGAAUACUUCUGUAUAGUGGAUUGGCAAGAUAGCGACGCAGUCGGACUGACCACUUACUUUUUGCUGUUUAUUUCAUUUUGCUUCAAUAUGUACAUAUUAUGCUAUAUCGGUGAGCUACUCAUGGAAAAGAGCAGCCAAAUCGGAUCGAUUUGUUUUACGAUUGACUGGUAUCAACUGCCAGUGAAAUCAAUUCGCAGUUUAAUAUUAGUAAUCGCUAUGUCAAGCCAUCCCAUAAAGAUUAGCGCUGGUAGAAUGUUAGACCUAUCUUUGGCGACUUUUGGAAAUGUACUCAAAACAAGCCUGGCAUAUUUAAGCUUCCUCCGGACUAUAAUAAUGUGA